GCGCAUGUCGGCAGCUUUUUAGCGCGCUCCUGCCCGUAUCGGUUCGAGCCAGCUGUCGCAUUAUCGAUUUGAGACACUGCCGCGCUGCCGCACCCAAAGGCACAUCAAUUGCACGCGGCAAGCAAUACUACACUCCACCAGCAGGCUGCCUACCUGCCCCCAGCAGUCGCGAGAAAUGCAUUAGCUCGCAAGCCGACGGCGGAAUCACGAAAUAAACAAGCAAGCCGACGGCGGAACCGAGAACUAAACAAUGCAACUGCAAGCACUGGCACUCCUGUUCAGCGGCGUCGGCGCGCAGCUCGUGGGACCGGGCGGCGUCGUGCCCUACGGCGGCGGCGGCGGCGGCCCGCGGCGCGUCGGGACCGUCAGGGAUUGGGCCCAGGGCUUUUUCGUCGCCGGCUCGACGUUAGAUGACCUGAACGGCGUCUACGCGCUCGUCGAUCCGAACACGCUGCGGCGCGCGUGUCGAACGCGGCGCUGCAAGGUCGCGUACCGCAACGAGGAGUCGGACUGGAUCUUAGCGUUCGCGGGCCCGCCCGUGGGUCUCAAAACCAAAAGCGGCAAGGAGACGGAGUGGGUUUUUAUAGAUCAGAGCGGCAAAGAUAGGUUCGAGCACGCGGGCGACACGGUGAUCCCGGGCGCCGGCGAUUCGUGGAGUCAUAGUCAUAGACCCUCACCCUACGAGCGCACGGCCGCGGAGGACAUGGCGUCGGGCGACGACGAUAAUGUGGAUGAGCUGCCCUGGCAGGUCAUCUACAUCGGCGACCGGAACAUGGUCUGGAACUUGGUCAACCAGCGGCGGCACCACAACGCGGUGAUCCGCAACGCCCUCGCGGGAAACGCCGUGUCCGAGUUCGGCUCGCUCCAGGCCCUCGCGGCGCCCGACGGCGCUACUGCGCAAGACAGUCGAGAGCCCCUGGCGCCGCCGGCCGACCUCGUGGCCAAGGCCGACGCGAGCGAGGCGGCGCGGUUCGCGGCGAGCGGCGACUACGGCAAGUGUGCCGACGCGUGGAAGGCAGGCAAGUACGCGAUCCAGCCCUUCUGGAACCGCGCCGAGGACGCGGAAGUCGUCAAGUGGGCGUCGGCCCUGGCUUCAUUAAGGCGGGGCGAGUGCUGUAGAAGAUCAAGGCGCUUCGACGAGGCGCGAGAUUCGUUGAGGGAGGCGCUUGCAUUAUUCCCGACGUACGGCGCGGCGCUCGUCGCCGACGCGGCCCUUGCAUUAGAUUCAGGGCGCGCCUCCGACGCGCUGCGCAACGCUGAAAGAUUAGCGUGGACCGACCGGACGCGCGACGGCGUGCGCGACGCUGUCGUCUUCGCCGCCGUCGACGUCGAACGAAGGCGCCUCGCGGGUGGCAACGAGUCGCACAACCACUACCUCGUGCUGGGCGUGACUCGCGACUUCGGGAGCGAUGAAUUACGGAAGGCUUUUCGGGCCGCAUCUCGGAGCGCGCACCCCGACAAAAAUGAUGGCUCGACGGCGGCCUUCGAGCGCGUGUCGGCGGCGCACGACUGCCUGGGCGAUCCGGAGAAGCGCAAGGCGUACGACCGCGGCGAUGACUUGGACCGAGGGUUCGAACGGGACGGGACGACGCAAGGCAUGCCCUUUUCCGAAAGGGUGUUGCGGCGCUACUUUCCAGAGGAUUUCAAGUACGAACCGUUUGGUGAUCCCUUUGAGCGCAAGCGGGACUACGAGCGCGAAAAGCGGCGGAAAACGCCGGCGCGGCCGAACGGCGCGACGAUUCCGCCCGGAUCUUAUUUAGGGUCCUGCGAGGGCUGCGACAUGGAGCCAGGCGGGGUCCUUCUCUGUCAAAAGUGCCAGACGGGCUUUCGGGGCCAGGUCGAGGAGGCGUCCAUCGAGCCGUCGGCGUGUGCCGACGACGAGCAUGUGGGCAACCGCCACGGCGCGCUGAUCUGCGAGAAGAAGCCGGAGGUCGAAGCGCCGACGCUGCCUCGCGGCGAUGAGCUUUAGUUUCUA
This is a messenger RNA of Pelagomonas calceolata, 1975 nucleotides long. The record is from the annotation of a GenBank genome assembly. Lineage: Eukaryota; Pelagophyceae; Pelagomonadales; Pelagomonadaceae.